AUGAAGAAAUUGUUACUUGCCUUGCUCCUAGUUUCUGUAUCAGUAUGCGAAAGCUCUGUUGAAUGCCCAGUUAUUGGUAUUGACUUGGGUACAACUUACUCAUGCGUCGGAGUGUUCAGAUAAGGACAUGUUGAGAUCAUUCCAAAUGAAUUAGGAAAUAGAAUCACACCUUCAGUUGUUUCCUUCACAGAUCAAGAGAGAUUAAUUGGAGAGGCUGCUAAAAACUAAGCUGCCACCAAUCCUAGUAGAACCCUUUAUGAUGUCAAGAGAUUGAUCGGAAGAAAAUUCUCUGAUUCUACAAUUCAAUAUGAUAGAAAGUUCUUGCCAUUUGAAAUUGUCGAUAGAGAUGGAAAACCAUACAUCUAAGUAGAGAAGGGUACAUAAUCAAAAGUAUUUGCUCCCGAAGAGGUGAGUGCAAUGGUGUUGUCAAAGAUGAAGGAAAUCGCAGAGGGUUAUUUGGGACAAAAUGUUAUCAAUGCAGUUGUGACAGUUCCAGCAUAUUUUAAUGAUGCUUAAAGACAAGCCACAAAGGAUGCAGGAAAUAUUGCAGGUUUGAAUGUAGUUAGAAUUUUGAAUGAACCAACUGCAGCAGCUAUUGCUUACGGUUUAGAUUCAAAAUAAGUUGAAUCAAACAUUUUGGUUUUUGAUUUGGGAGGUGGUACCUUUGAUGUUUCCAUUUUGACCAUUGAUAAUCAAGUGUUUGAAGUCAUCUCUACAUCAGGAGAUACACAUUUGGGAGGUGAAGAUUUCGAUCAAAGAUUGAUUGAUCACUUCAUCAAGUUGGUGUAGAAGAAGUACUCAAAGGAUGUUUCAGGAGACAAGAGAGCAAUUUGAAGGUACAAAGAGAAAGGUGAGAAAAAGCCAAGAGAAGACUCUCUGCUGCACAAGAAGCCAAAGUCGAAAUCGAAGAUUGGGUAGAAGGAUUAGACUUUAGCGAAGUUUGAACAAGAGCUAAAUUCGAAGAAUUGAACAGCGAUUUGUUUAGAAAGA
Paramecium tetraurelia is the source of this 990-nucleotide messenger RNA. RefSeq lists its product as uncharacterized. The record is from RefSeq and is a predicted model, not a curated record. Gene Ontology annotation, biological process: protein refolding; cellular response to unfolded protein; endoplasmic reticulum unfolded protein response. Gene Ontology annotation, cellular component: endoplasmic reticulum lumen; membrane; cytoplasm. NCBI's taxonomy places the organism in Eukaryota, Ciliophora, Oligohymenophorea, Peniculida, Parameciidae. The transcript has 2 exons. Gene Ontology annotation, molecular function: ATP binding; ATP-dependent protein folding chaperone; heat shock protein binding.